This is a messenger RNA of Austrofundulus limnaeus, 3335 nucleotides long. It is a transcript of the gene gjc4b, whose product is annotated as gap junction protein gamma 4b. The coding region runs from base 234 to 1394 and encodes 386 amino acids. The transcript has 3 exons. The record is from RefSeq and is a predicted model, not a curated record. Gene Ontology annotation, cellular component: connexin complex. Gene Ontology annotation, molecular function: gap junction channel activity. Lineage: Eukaryota; Metazoa; Chordata; Actinopteri; Cyprinodontiformes; Rivulidae. Gene Ontology annotation, biological process: cell-cell signaling.
GAAAAGSGGGGUUCAGGAACCGUCUUUGUCCUCACCCAGUAGUUCAGCUCACACGCAACUGGAGCAGCUCGGAACCUCCUCGAUGGGAAAGAAGGAAAAACAAAACUGAAUGGCUUGAUCUCGAACGUGGAGGGCGCUUUGAGAAAGAGAAAACGGAGAAAAAGCUCCAAGAAAACCGACAACUUUAAGGAGACGAACUGAAGGAUUGACAGCUUCCCUGUCUCGCAAGCAAAAUGAGCUGGAGCUUCCUCACACGUCUGCUGGACGAGAUUUCCAACCACUCCACCUUCGUGGGUAAAAUCUGGCUCACGCUCCUCAUCGUGUUCCGCAUCGUGCUGACGGCGGUGGGCGGCGAGUCGAUCUACUACGAUGAGCAGAGUAAAUUUGUGUGCAACACGCAGCAGCCCGGGUGCGAGAACGUGUGCUACGACGCCUUUGCGCCGCUCUCGCACAUCCGCUUCUGGGUGUUUCAGGUGAUCAUGAUCACCACGCCGACCAUCAUGUACCUCGGCUUCGCCAUGCACAAGAUCGCCCGCAUGGACGACGACGACUACGGUUCCCGGCGCAGGAAGAAGAUGCCCAUAGUGAGCCGUGGAGCCAACAGAGACUAYGAGGAAGCGGAGGACAACGGAGAGGAAGAUCCCAUGAUCCAAGAGGAGAUCGAACCGGAAAAAGAAAAGGAAGUUGCAGAGAAUCCCAAAAAGAAGCACGAUGGGCGACGUCGCAUCAAAAGGGAUGGUCUGAUGAAGGUCUACGUUUUCCAGCUGCUAUCGCGUGCAGUUUUUGAGGUCUCCUUCCUGUUUGGGCAGUAUGUUYUGUACGGGAUGGAGGUGGCGCCGUCGUAUAUUUGCACACGCUCCCCUUGCCCGCACACAGUGGAUUGCUUCAUCUCUCGUCCGACCGAGAAGACCAUCUUCCUGCUCAUCAUGUAUGGCGUCAGCGCUCUGUGCCUGCUCUUUACCGUCCUGGAGAUCAUCCACCUUGGCGUUAGUGGAAUCCGCGACUGCUUCUGCACGCCACGGUCUCAGUCUUCACCAUCUCGUCAAUCGGCCCUAGCCAGCCAGAGGUCCUCCAUCUCCCGUCAGCCCUCGGCACCCCCAGGCUACCACACGGCUCUGAAGAAAGACCCGUCUGGGAAAAUGGGCUUCAGGGACAACCUGGGCGACUCGGGCCGCGAGUCCUUUGGAGAYGAGGCGUCGUCUCGGGAGCUGGAGAGGCUUCGCAGACACUUAAAACUGGCCCAGCAGCAUCUGGAUUUGGCGUACCAAAAUGAGGAAGGCAGCCCGUCRCGCAGCAGCAGUCCGGAGUCGAACGGCACUGCAGUGGAGCAGAACAGACUAAACUUUGCCCAGGAGAAGCAGAGUAGUACCUGCGAUAAAGGUCUCCGUGCGUAGGCUCUCAACAGCUAAGUGAUCAAAAGAGGAGCAGUGAGGACAAAAGGGAAAUGAGCAGGGAGUGUGUCUGURUGAUUGUGACUCUGUGGCGUCACUUGAGGUAUAUGAAGACAGCCCAAGCCUUCCAGUGUUACGGCCAGCCGUCGCCGAGCAUCAUCAAAAAAUAACCAACACGAAGUGAUCGUUUCAGCUCAGCAAAACUCGAGACGACAGCCUGUCUGAAGACCCAAAGUGCUUUCUGCCUUCCAUCGUGAAACAAGAAUGGUUGACGUAUUUCUCCCUCAGGGCAGCUAUAUUUUUAUAUAAAUAUAUACGGAUAUUUUAUCAUGAGACUUCUAGUUAUUUUAUUCCUUUUGGUCAUCUGUUUGAAGUUUAGUUUGUGAGCCUUAGAUUUAAACUGGAAUUCCUUCUUUUAUUGUGUUUUUAAGGUAAGACCAAGCCAAUUUUUAUAUAUUUUUACUUUUUGGAGUUUUGUACUUUGAGAGAAAGUGAGUGGGUGAUAUUAGGAGCAAAUAAACAAACAAGGCACCGCUUUUGGAUGAAAGGUACUAGGCUUGUUGUCUUGCKUAUGAAGACUUAACAAGGUAAUUGUCACAUAAGGGCUUCUUUAAGUGUGUUUUUAUUUUGUUUGGCGCUUCACAAUUCUAGGACUUGUGAGUCGCAGGGUUUUUAGCUUGGAGAGCUAAUCCUGGGUCUGAUGGAACACAUUGGAAUAUAAACAGUUUACCUGCUCUGGGCAGAUUCAUUUCAUGGAAAAUGUCAGCCUCUUCUGUUGUGUUCCUGUGUAGUUAUUUUUUUUUCCCAAUGAGCAUCAUGAGUCUCCGAUUCUUAGCAGAGAAACACUUUCCUCCAGCGUACUCAUCAGUACACUAAAGUGAACUUAUUUUAGAGUUGGUACCUUUUUAUUCCAUUAUUUUAAAAAAAACAGCAGCAUUUUCCUCUUCCAUUUUAGGAUGAGACAACUUCACUGCAUUCCUUUUACAUUUUUCCUUGCGUUCCUUUAAGAAAACUAUACAAAUUUUGAUAGAACUGCCUUGUUUUUGUUGUGGUUUUGAUAAGCUCUUUAGUGGUCACAAUUGGUGGGCUUUUUUUUUUCCUUAUUCUUGGCUGCUACAGUGAUUCUCCAGUUUUUAUGUAUUUUGUAAAUGUGUUUAGCAUAGCAUUUUUUUUCUUGAGAAAUAUGCAGCUGCAGAUCCAUAURGGAUGGGUUGUAGCGCUGACACUGCUUCUUUCACAUGUGCUUGUAUUCUUAGCUUAUCAGUUUCUGUGCUGUAGUUGGAGUUUAAGCUGGUUAUUGUGCGAUAAUGCGGCUGUGUUGAACCUACUUCAUAGUGCAGGCCUCUUGAUGGUAACUGGAACACACUUGAGGUGCCUUUGUCCAAAGGAACAAACCUGGGUAAUGCUUGAAGAAAAAACCUCUUAAUAAUGUCUUUAUUAUUUUUAAAUGUUUGUUACUGUUCUUUAUUUUUAUAUCUUAAGUAUUGUUAUGCUCUCUUCACUGUAGCAGAUUAUUAUUUUUAUUUUACUUGGAUGAUAUUCACUAUAAUCUGUUACCUGGAACUGGAAUUUGAGUGUACUGGUGUGUUUUGAACAGGGUUUGGUACAGGUUUAAGUGCAGCAGUUUUUUUUUCAUUGCUAAUCUGUUGCUCAUUUUCUAAGGUACUAUUUAAGUGUUUACUUUUUCAGCUCAUGCUUGUUCUGUUCAGUUAGCUGAAUUGAUGUUCCUGUACCAGGUUUAUUAUCUGAAAGUGCUGAUUUCUGAAGUUUUUGCUCCAGAUUUUAAAUGGUUUAAAAACAAAUCAUUUCAAUGUGAAUUUAAUGCCUUGAGUGCACUCUUAAGAUGCCAUCUUUUGUAUUCUGACGCCUACCUACAGUGCCAUUUUUACCAACUCAAAUAAUGUCAUCUCAGAUAUUUUUGACCAACGUUUUUGUACUUUUUUA